AUGGAACUUCCAAGUUUCUCCCUCAAGUUCGAUCAUGAGAAGCUACUGCCCCUUGCUAUUAUCAGCACAGGCCUUCUGGUCACAUCUCUUGCGGCCAUAGCCAUCUACCGUAUCUGGUUCCAUCCUCUCUCCAUCUUCCCCGGUCCCAAAUGGCUCGCCAUCUCCAACGUCCCUGAGCGAUACAUGAGCAACAUCUCAGGUACAUGGAUUUGGAGAGUCUCGGGUUUGCACCGCAAGUAUGGUCCCAUUGUACGUAUUGGUCCAAACCGUCUUGCCGUUGAUGGAAGCAUUGGAUGGUUCCAAGUCUAUGCCAUGAGAGGCAAGGAAGAUGAGUUCCCCAAGUAUCCUGAAUACAUCUUUCCUGGGGAUGGCUUGAGUAUCCUUGGUGCCAACCAAGUGAACCAUCGACGCCACAGACGUCAGUUUUGGUCUGCAUUCAACGAUCAAGCCCUUGUCGAGCAAGAAAUUGUCAUCCAGCCAUAUACCGACAUGCUUCUGCAACGUCUUAGCGAGCAAGCCAAGAUCGGAAAGCCUAUCAACAUCGUGGACUGGAUCAACUUUCUCCUCUUCGAUAUCGCUGGCGAGCUGGUCUUUUCCUCACCCUUUGAUUGCCUCGACAAGCAGGAAUACCACCCAUGGGUGGCCAACUUCUUCAGAGCUGUCAAGGGUAAUGCUGUGAAUCGCUUCGUCACGCACUACCCCAUCACAAAACCCAUUGUCAACUUUCUCUUCACCGGCAAGGAGCAGAUCCAGCGUGAGGCUGAUCAGCGAAACAUGACGUUUCAUCACGCCAUGCAACGCAUGAAGCUUGGAGAGCAACCAACCCCAGGUCGUCGUGACUUUAUGAGCUUCUUGAUGCGACGUAACCGUGACGGUGGCGGUCUCUCAGACACUGAGAUCCUUGUCGACUGUCCCGUUCUGAUUGGAGCGUCGAGUGAGACGACCACCACUGCUCUAUCGGGCUUCUUCUUCUAUCUUGGUAUCUCCCCACUGGCUUACAAGAGACUGGUGGAAGAGGUGCGAUCGUCGUUCAAGAGUGAGAGCGAAAUCAACAUGAAGACCACAAAGCAGCUUGAGUACCUCAACGCCACCGUUGACGAAGCAUUGAGAGUGUAUCCCCCUGCUGCCGAGUCGCCUCCCAGAAUUAGUCCCGGUGCCGAGAUUGAUGGCAAAUAUCUUCCCAAAGGAGUCGUUGUUUCGGUCUAUCAAUGGGGAACCUUCCACAACCCCGACAACUUUGCCGACCCGGAUGACUUUAUCCCGGAGCGAUGGCUCCAACCCUCUCACCCUCUGCACAACCCCAAGUAUGACAAUGAUAAUCGCUCAGUAUACCGCCCGUUUGGGUUUGGUAUGAGAGAUUGUCUUGGUAAGAACUUGGCUCAUGCAGAAAUCCGGGUUGUUGUCAGUCGUAUCCUGUACAGAUUCGACUAUGAGUUGGCACCAAACCAGGAGAAUUGGCAUGCCAACCAGAAAUGUUUCAUGGCUUGGGACAAGACUCCGCUUAUUUUGACUUUGAAGCCAAGAGACUUUGCACCUUGA
This is a messenger RNA of Fusarium pseudograminearum CS3096, 1539 nucleotides long. RefSeq lists its product as uncharacterized. Gene Ontology annotation, molecular function: iron ion binding; heme binding; monooxygenase activity. The transcript has 3 exons. The coding region runs from base 1 to 1539 and encodes 512 amino acids. Lineage: Eukaryota; Fungi; Ascomycota; Sordariomycetes; Hypocreales; Nectriaceae. The record is from RefSeq and is a predicted model, not a curated record.